AUGGCAAAAAAACCAGUAAUACCGAUUCAAAGAUAUUCAACAGGUGAUCAAUGUCUUAUUGCCCUUCUUUCUGAACCAGUAAAAUCAUAUAAAAUAAAGGAAACAAGUAUGAAAAAAAUUAAAAAAAGUGAAGAAUUGCUUCGAUCUAUUAUCUAUAAUGAACUAAUAUUUAAUGCUCCAAUAUCUUCAUCAUCAUCGACAGCAUGA
This is a messenger RNA of Rotaria sordida, 207 nucleotides long. NCBI's taxonomy places the organism in Eukaryota, Metazoa, Rotifera, Eurotatoria, Philodinida, Philodinidae. The record is from the annotation of a GenBank genome assembly.